UCACUAGGUGUCAGUGCUAUUUAAUACAUACAACAUGGCGUCUACUUGUGAACUGUCAAAAUUGGCUUAUUCAAAGAUAAUUUUGCAUGCUUUUAAAUAUCCACACACCGCAAUUAAUGGUGUAUUGCUGGCAAACGAAGGUUCUAAUAGCCAAUCCGUAAAAUAUGUAGAUGCAAUUCCUCUUUUCCACCAUAACUUGGGAUUGGCUCCGAUGUUAGAAGUGGCCUUAAUGCAGAUUGACAGUUACUGCCGUACUGCUGGAUUAGUCAUUGCUGGAUAUUAUCAUGCCAGUGAAGCAGUUGCAGAAAUGAACCCUGACCCUGUGAGCCAAAAAAUUUGUGAGAAAAUAGCUGAGUAUUUCCCCAAUGCAUGUCUAGUCCUGAUUAAUAAUCGCCAACUCUCAAUGCAAAUGACCCAAACUUCACUCAGUGUUAUUCAGUAUUCAGAUGGAAAAUGGAAAGUAAAAGACAAAGAAAACUUGAAGAUCCUUCCCAACAAUGAAGCAGCUUUGAAUUCUGUUUCAACUCUUCUUUCUAAGAAGCUUUACAAAAAGUUUGUGGACUUUGAUGAUCAUUUGGAUGAUAUACACCAAGAUUGGUUAAAUGUGUCAUUAAAAAGUAUGAUUGAUUAACAUUCCACUUAAUUCUGAGGCUGAUCUGCUUAUUUGAAUUUAUGGAAUUAUGCGUUGGAAUACACAGUUUUAGUUGCACCUCUAAAA
This is a messenger RNA of Daphnia pulex (common water flea), 718 nucleotides long. RefSeq names its product ER membrane protein complex subunit 9-like (gene EMC8-9). The transcript is spliced from 4 exons. Bases 35 to 631 code for a protein of 198 amino acids. The record is from RefSeq and is a predicted model, not a curated record. Lineage: Eukaryota; Metazoa; Arthropoda; Branchiopoda; Diplostraca; Daphniidae. Gene Ontology annotation, cellular component: EMC complex.